CAUAGCAACGUGGACACUCCGUUUGUUGUGGGAUCGGAAAUGUAUCAUAUCGGCUUAAAUUCUUGUUAUGUUGUGUUGUGAUACUGGAAUUUUCCUUAAAAAAUACAUCAUCGGAGAUGUUUCGCCACGAGUAUGGCCUUGCUAUGGACAGAGAUCAAAACAGUGCCUCGAUCGUGUCCUCCUAUCAAGUAGAUGAUUUGAUGGAAAAACUCAAACUUCUCAACUACGAACGGUUACUGUUGAAGGAAAUGAAAAUGAAACAAAUCAACCGAUACUACUUCCUGAAAUCGUUCAAUCCUGGCGAGCAGUUCUUCAUGUUUACUUCGAUAUGUGCGUGGUUGAUUCGGAAAAUUGGCAAAUCCUUCGAUCAACCACAGGAGUUUGACGAUCCAAAUAUGGUGAUUUCCAGAAUUAUUCGAGUCUUGCAGGAAAUGGAUGUUCCCACGGAUUUUCAAACGAACAAACUGAUACAAGGAGCUGGCCCCAUUUGCAUCUACAUUAUGGACUGUCUAGCUUCGCAGGCAUUGAAAUUGACGAAAUUCCAGUUGAAACGGCCAGAAUGCAAGAAAGAAGACGAUCCUAUGGUGGACCUGAUCGAAAACGACUCAGAAAUAAUUCUAGAGAAAGUGGAAGAGGAACAGAUGACAGGGGCAAGUGAUGAGAGCGACGACGAAGGAAAUGGCUUGUUUGAUUUGAACUUUUCUGAUCCGAAAAAUAAGAAAAUUGUAAACAAAGAAUAUAAGGUGGAUUCACUGACUGACAGUGAAAAUUGGCGACUUGAGUUGGAACGAGUAUUGCCACAGCUCAAAGUGGUGGUAAAGACUGAUCCACGUGACUGGAGAGCUCAUCUGGAGCAGAUGAGAAGUCUAAGGUUGAAUAUUGAGGCCGCCACCGAAGAGACGGACAGUCAAUUGAAGUCUUUACAAACCGAUAUCAGUUACGUGAUGGAGAAGAUUGAAAGUCGCGAAAAACAUUUGAACAACGACCUGAAAGAUUUGAUUCAAAAGUACAAGAGCAUUUUGGUUGAAUACAACCAGGUGAAUAACAGCAUUAAGGAAGGUGACAAAGAAAAGGCGGAGCGAGAGCACGAGUUAUCUAAAAUAACAAAUGAAUUGGAGAACAUUAAAAUUCAAAUGGAUCAACGAGGAAAUUCAAUGACGGACGGAAGUCCAUUGAUUAAUAUUAAAAAAGCGGUCUUCAGGAUAAAAGAAGAAAUUUGUGACAUGGACAUUAAAAUUGGAGUGAUGGAGCACACAUUGAACUCUGAAAUUAUUAGACAAAGUGCUCAGUAUGCCGAGUUUGAUUCUUUCGUUAUGGCCGCGCAUUAGACAUGGCUGAUAUUGUUUGAAUCUUCAUUGAAUUCGCAUAUCUAACCUAUAGUUUUUUUUAUGGAAUACAUGUUGCUGUGGGUUCAAUAAAUUCUCGAGAUGACAAAAAAAACCAUAUGCAUGAUUCGAAUUCAUUAAUCAACAUAGAU
This is a messenger RNA of Toxorhynchites rutilus septentrionalis, 1477 nucleotides long. It is a transcript of the gene IFT57, whose product is annotated as intraflagellar transport protein 57 homolog. Lineage: Eukaryota; Metazoa; Arthropoda; Insecta; Diptera; Culicidae. Gene Ontology annotation, cellular component: Golgi apparatus; centrosome; intraciliary transport particle B. Gene Ontology annotation, biological process: non-motile cilium assembly; intraciliary transport. The record is from RefSeq and is a predicted model, not a curated record. The coding region runs from base 117 to 1328 and encodes 403 amino acids. The transcript has 3 exons.